UUCCGUCGAGCGUCGAGACCUGUGCUAGUGUAGGAAUGCUAGUCAUAUUGUAAAACUGCCUAAACUACAUUAAUUUUCAAUAUAUUUUGUUUCGUUCCUUUGUUUAUCUUAGUCUGAUUUGGGUGUCGAUGUUUACUUUACGUCAUGACCUCAAAACGAGCUAAAGUGUCUUCUCGGAGACUCGAGGACAGCACUUCAGGACACCACUGCAGUGUGCCGCAAUGUACAGCCCCGGCUAGGUUUAAUUCUUUUCUUAGUUUUUACACGUUUCCCAAAGACAUUGAGCUACAGAAGAGGUGGGUGGCUAAAAUUAUUAUUAUUAUUAUUUUUCUCCAUUACAAAUCACAUCAGAGUCUGCAGCCGACAUGUUCAGACUAGACCUGAUCGAGCCUUCAACUCCAGCCGGACAGACGUCUGAAAGAUGGAGCUGUGUCGGUACUUUUUCAGUGGAACAACUUUACUCUGCCCCACGGCCUGGAGUUUGGCAGUGGACAGAGCGACCAGACACAGACAUAGACACAAUCCAAACUGAGGACCCCCCUAUGGAUGUACAUAACCCAGACCACAACUACUGAGCCUGCUGCACUUGAUCUCGCCCUCUGAGAUCUACUCAUUUUCUGAGUAGAAAAUGGCUUUUAGCAACACGUUUGGGCUGGAGCGGUUUGCUGCCUCAGAUGAUGACAUAAGGUUUUACACAAGGUUUGCGAGUCAUUCCCACCUGAUGGCCUUUAGAGCCAGCAACACACAAGAUGGUGCGCAUGACAAGAGCAUGGACUGCACUUCAGAAUAUUGAGGUCCCUCACCCUGCAGUCUCUUCAACCCAUUCAUGAGGUUAUCCUGUCCAUGACCUAUUUGUCUUUGGGUCUGAUGCAAAAAAGAUUUGAUCCACAGAUUCAAAAUCCACCAGUCAACUGUGAGCUGCAUCAUCAGUACUUGGGCUAACUUUCUGUAUACUGUACUUGGAGCUGUAGGCAUUUGGCUGUCUGAGGAGACAGUGAAGGCUCACCUGCCAGAUGUUGUUCACAACUACUCUGAUACUCAAGUGGUGCUGGACUGCACUGAGCUGCGGUGCUAAACACCAAACUCUCUUCUCCUGCACAGUGAGGUGUUCUCUACCUACAAACCCCACUGCACAGUCAAAGGGCUGAUUGGUGUGGCCACUCAUGGUGCAGUAACCUUCAUGUCAUCUCUUUAUGAAGGCUCCAUCAGUGACAAAGACAUCCUGAAGCAGUCUAGCAUUAUCUCUCUCCUCAAACCAACAGCAGCCAUCAUGGUGGAUAAGGGUUUCCUUGUAGAUGACUGUGUCCCCUGCAAGGUCCACACACCAGCCUUCUUGUCCAAGAGAGAAUAACUGUCUGGGGCAGAGGUCAGGGAGACGCAGUCUAUUGCAAGAUUGAGAGUGCAUGUUGAGCGGCUCAUUCCAGGGGUGAAGGAGCAGAAAAUAUUCCGUGCAGUGAUCCCACUUUCACUCACAGGCAGCAUGGAUCAACUGUAUGCAGUGGCCUGUGUCUUGGUUAACUACCAAAAUGGACCUUUAGUCAAAGCCUGGGCAAGCAAGUGCUAAUACUGGAGAAGCAUAAUGGGGGUUUCUGUCACAACUUCACCUACGUCUUAUAUGCACGGAGAAGAGAAUGAUUAUCAAGACAUCAAACCUCUAGAAACAGACAAUGGCUAAGCAAGGAAGUCAGGUACUGGGUCUGUAGCAGCUCUGCUAAACGGCUCGUCUGAUUUUUAAACCAACUGUUUCUCCAUUUUGACUGCAGGCUCAUUUGGUGAGGUGAUGAGUGUCGUUACAGUCCAGUGUGUGAAAAUGGUGACAGCCAACAUGUUACUGAGUGUCUUCUUUGUUUCAGGUGCUUUGGCUGAUUGUCCUCAUGAUCCAGCCCUAUUCAUUACUGCACCAAAGAACAUUGAAGCACUGAGUGGAUCUUGUUUGCAAAUCCCAUGUACCUUCUCACCUAAGCCAGACAUAAACUUCAGCACCACAAGAUCAGUUUUCGGAGUGUGGAUUAAAAGUGACUCCAGAUUUAACUCCAAUCCAAACAAUGUGAUUUUCAACAGUAGUAAGACAGUUAACACCUACCCAAUGAAUAUUACUGGAAACCUGAGUGAGAAAAACUGCACCACUUUAUUUUCCAGUUUAAUCACAAGUUACACAGACACAUACUACUUCAGAAUUGAGAACAGCCCAGUCAUGGAAACAGGUUCUUGUGAUCCUCUUCAAAUAACAGUUAAAGAUUCUCCUCUGAGCCCCAGAAUUGAGAUCUCAGGUGAUCUGAAGGAGAAGGAGUCUGUCACUAUAACCUGCUCAGCUUCCACUCCCUGUCCACACUCCCCUCCUAAACUCACCUGGAAUCUCCAACAAGACCCUCACAACACAACAGAGGAGAACACAGAUCGAACUUUCACAGCCAAAAUCCAGGAGACCAUCACUCUGUCAGACAAACAUGAUGGAGUCACCAUCACCUGUUCUGCCACAUAUCCUGUGGAUGGAGGAAACUAUAAGACAGCAGAGGAGAGAAAGACUCUCAGUGUUUCAUAUGCUCCCAAGAACACCUCAGUGUCCAUCAGUCCAUCAGGUUUGGUGUCAGCAGGUAGCUGGGUGAACCUGACCUGCUCCAGCAGAGCCAAUCCUCCCAUCAGCAGCUUCACCUGGUUCAAGACCAGCAAAGAUGGACCCAUCAAAGUGUCUGACAAAGACCUUUACAGUUUUAAUGUGACUGAUGGAGGAGUUUAUUACUGUGUGGCCACAAAUGAUCUUGGUAAUGGAACAUCAUCAGAGAUCCAUCUGACUGUUAAAGGAGGUAGCUUAAUACGAUGGGGAGCAGUUAUUGGAGGAAUCUUUGGGAUCCUUGUUCUCAUCUGCCUGGUCGUCUGUGUUUGGCGUUUAAAGUCGACACAUUCAACUGCACAACAGACUCAGAGUCAAACAGGUGAAGAGCUUGUUGUUGCAGAGCCACCAAGAAAAGCAGAAGAAGAAGAAGACAUCCAUUAUGGAGAGAUCGACUUCUCCAAGCGGAGACCUGGACCGUCCUCGGCUUCAGAGAUGGACAGUGAACAGCAGCAGGAUCCACUGUAUGCACAGGUCAAAGUGUCGAAGACCUAAACGUCCCAGAGGAUCUCUACGCUCAAGUGAAGAGAAAAUGAGUAUUGUCUUGUGAUUACAUCUGGGGUGGAUUUAUAGUUAUCCUUUUUUAACCUAUACAAGAUGUAUAAUAUAGAAAAGACACUAGAGCCUGGACAGAAAAAGCAUCUUCAUUUCACACAGUUAAGGGGAACUCAAAACUUCCACGCUCUGCAGCUCAGAUGG
This is a messenger RNA of Epinephelus fuscoguttatus (brown-marbled grouper), 3310 nucleotides long. Its product is annotated as sialoadhesin-like. NCBI's taxonomy places the organism in Eukaryota, Metazoa, Chordata, Actinopteri, Perciformes, Serranidae. The transcript is spliced from 11 exons. The coding region runs from base 1781 to 3106 and encodes 441 amino acids. The record is from RefSeq and is a predicted model, not a curated record.